CGCGCCGGCGUCCCCGCGUCGUCCCCAGCGCCCGCCAGCCCGGCCCGCGCCAGCCAGCAUUUAAAAAUACUGUGCUGCCUCCUUCUGCCUGCUGUGGUGUCUGAAGAGAGACCUGCUGCCAUUUGUUCUUCAGAACACCGGAGGCAAGGACUUUUGCUGGAGUGAAAUGGAGGCCUCGGUGAUAUUGCCCAUCCUGAAGAAAAAGCUGGCCUUUCUUUCAGGAGGAAAGGACAGGCGCAGUGGACUCAUCCUGACCAUUCCAUUAUGCCUGGAGCAGACAAAUAUGGAUGAGCUGAGUGUCACUCUGGACUAUCUACUCAGCAUUCCAAGUGAGAAGUGUAAGGCCCGAGGAUUUACCGUGAUCGUGGAUGGCAGAAAGUCUCAGUGGAAUGUGGUGAAGACAGUGGUCUUAAUGCUGCAGAAUGUUGUUCCAGCUGAGGUAUCCCUUGUAUGUGUAGUGAAGCCAGAUGAAUUCUGGGAUAAGAAAGUAACACACUUUUGUUUUUGGAAAGAAAAGGAUAGACUUGGCUUUGAGGUUAUUUUAGUGUCUGCCAAUAAGCUGACUCGUUACAUAGAGCCAUGCCAGCUGACCGAAGACUUUGGUGGGAGUCUUACCUACGAUCACAUGGACUGGCUAAAUAAGAGGCUGGUCUUUGAGAAGUUUACAAAGGAGUCUACAUCAUUACUAGAUGAACUUGCUCUGAUUAACAAUGGAAGUGACAAGGGGAAUGAGCAGGAGAAAGAAAGGUCUGUGGAUUUAAACUUUCUUCCGUCUGUUGAUCCUGAGACAGUCCUUCAGACAGGGCAUGAGUUGUUAUCUGAAUUACAGCAGCGUCGGUUUAACGGCUCUGAUGGAGGGGUCUCGUGGUCUCCUAUGGAUGAUGAGCUGCUCGCACAGCCACAGGUUAUGAAGUUGUUAGAUUCACUCCGGGAGCAGUACACGCGCUACCAGGAAGUCUGCAGGCAGCGCAGUAAGCGCACACAGUUAGAGGAGAUCCAGCAGAAGGUGAUGCAGGUUGUGAACUGGCUGGAAGGGCCUGGAUCUGAACAGCUGAGAGCGCAGUGGGGCAUUGGUGACUCCAUCAGGGCUUCCCAGGCCCUGCAACAAAAGCAUGAGGAGAUCGAGAGCCAGCACAGUGAGUGGUUUGCAGUAUAUGUGGAACUUAACCAGCAGAUUGCAGCACUCUUGAAUGCUGGGGACGAGGAAGAUCUUGUGGAGUUGAAGUCUCUACAGCAACAGCUUAGCGAUGUUUGCUACCGACAGGCCAGUCAGCUAGAGUUCAGGCAAAAUCUCCUACAGGCAGCUUUGGAAUUUCAUGGUGUGGCCCAAGAUUUAUCUCAGCAGUUGGAUGGCUUAUUAGGUAUGUUGUGCGUAGACGUAGCACCAGCUGAUGGAGCAUCGAUUCAGCAAACUUUAAAACUGCUUGAAGAGAAGCUGAAAAGUGUUGAUGUGGGAUUGCAAGGCUUACGGGAAAAAGGUCAAGGUCUCCUGGAUCAGAUCUCCAAUCAGGCUUCCUGGGCCUAUGGAAAGGAUGUAACUAUUGAAAAUAAAGAAAACGUGGACCACAUACAAGGGGUGAUGGAAGAUAUGCAGCUUCGAAAACAAAGAUGUGAGGACAUGGUAGAUGUGCGGAGGCUGAAGAUGCUUCAGAUGGUGCAGUUGUUUAAAUGUGAAGAGGAUGCUUCCCAGGCAGUAGAGUGGUUAAGUGAACUUCUGGAUGCCCUGCUGAAGACCCAUAUCAGAUUGGGCGAUGAUGCUCAGGAAACGAAGGUUUUACUGGAAAAACAUCGAAAAUUUGUUGAUGUUGCACAGAGUACUUACGACUAUGGCAGACAGUUGCUGCAGGCCACGGUCGUUCUGUGCCAAUCUUUGCGCUGUACUUCCCGGUCCUCAGGGGACACACUUCCUCGACUGAACAGAGUGUGGAAGCAGUUCACAGUAGCAUCUGAAGAGAGGGUGCAUAGGUUGGAAAUGGCUAUUGCCUUUCACUCAAAUGCUGAAAAGAUUUUGCAAGACUGUCCAGAAGAGCCUGAAGCAAUUAAUGAUGAGGAACAGUUUGAGGAAAUUGAAGCUGUUGGGAAAUCACUUUUGGAUAGACUCACUGUCCCUGUGAUUUACCCCGAUGGAACUGAACAAUAUUUUGGGAGUCCAAGCGACAUGGCUUCUACUGCAGAACACAUCAGAGACAGAAUGAAACUGGUCAGUCUCAAAAGGCAGCAGCUGAGACAUCCCGAAAUGGUGACCUCGGAAAGCUAAUGUCCUCAGCUCCCACAGAUCUGCAGGUCAUAUGCCCACACAUCUUUGCUGUUGGCAUACUGCUGUGUUAGCCACAGCUCACUAAGAUGAAUUUCCCAGCAGAAUAAGCCUCCUUUCUUCCUACAACACGUCUCUAAAUGCUAACACCUCUCAGCUACCGAGGCAUAAUCACAUAACAUGCUUUGAUGCUAUAGACUCCAGCUAUCUUAGAAGAAGGAACUGUAAACACUGCGCUGAGUCCAUGCUUUCACGCUUGACCUGACUUGUCAGUUUGUAGAUGAACAACUGAUAAUAAGCUUCUGAAUGGUGCUAAUCGGAGUUUAGGAAUUCUCUAUAAAAACACGAUUGCCCUUCCUCCCCAGGUGAUGUAGAAUAUUUAAACCAUAGUUAGACUGUUAGUGGAUAGUGGUGUCCUCAAAAUUUUACUUUGUAAUUCUUCAGAUUUGAUUAUUUUUUAUUGUCUAUAUGAAGAAAACCCUUCAGAUCUUUGAUAUAUCAUAUUAAUUGAAAGACAUUUUCCUAUUGUAUUCAUAAUGUAUUAAAAGUUGUCUGUGCUUAAUAAACGUCUUCUUUAAUUUGGUAGUUACAUCCUAAUUCUAAACAUGAGUGCCUUACUAAAAGGGCAUUCUUAGGGUUGUGAGGAUGGGCUAAUCAUUUGGUUUUAAUGGUGGCUGCAUGUAUUUUAGGCAGGAAUUUCACAUAUAUGCAUGUGUAUAUAAUAAGAAAUAAGCAUGUUUAUUGUGAGAAAAAAUUAGACCUUUAAGAACAUAAUAAUAGAAGACUAUUUUUAAUUUUUCUCUUAAAAAAUGCUGUCCAAAUUGUUAACUACCCAAAGAUGCCUGUCUUUGGGGAAGGAGGGCUGAGGAUGAAGGUAUGCUUAACUAUUUCAAUGUAAUCUUUUAUAUCACAGUAAUUACUCUGGAACUAAAGCAGAAAUUGUUAAUAAUAUUUAAUAUCUCAUGAUACUAGAGUCAAAAAUCAUCCUGAAGAAGUCUAGUCACAAAAACUGUACAGAUCUUUAGAAAUAAAAUUUGUCAUAAAAUGGUAAUGCUUUUAUGUUUGUAUUAAGUUAUAAAAUGUAUAUAAUUUAACAUUGUGUUAAUUUUUAUUUUAGAUUUUUUAAGGUAAAAACAACUGGAUUUAUGAUUAGUACAGAAUUAUGCAAAGAAUUGAAUGCUAGUUUAUUUUUGUGGUCUGUAGAGAUGCUCACAUCCCCUCCUAUGCUAAAGCCAGUUUUCUCCAGCCUCUUCUCUGCCAGCCUUGAAGUCCAUGUUCCUUGCCAGUCCAUCCUCAUCCCUCAUUCUGCAAAACCUUUCAGUGUCUGUUACAACUCACUCUGCAGGAAGCUGUUCUUCCCAAAAUCAACCUUAGUCUUCCAGUUACCAAAUUGUAUGUUUUUGCUCUCUGUCACCUCACCACCCCCCUUUCUCUCCAUUUCUAGCAUCUCUCCCAAAUCCAUUCCUCAAAGAUGAUAUCUUCUGCUGUGUCUGAGUGUAGUUCUGAACUCAUUUAAAACAGGUCGGUUGUACAUGCGCACUCUGCUGCUGUCCUCAGCUCUGGGCCAUUAGGCACUCCAUCUCCAGUGUCCUGCAUUACAUGUCUGAUCUAAAAUGCACGGCUUUCAGCCGCCUCCCUGCCAUCUCCACCUAAAUGAAGGACAUAUCAUCCUUGCCUUUUCUUCCUGGAGUAGUUUUGAUUAAUGGUGCCAUAAUGUCCAGGGAAAAAUUCAACUGCUCUCCCUGUCUCACACUGCCACUCUGAGACCAUCCAGAAGUUCUUUCUAUACUUGAUAACCCUCCUUCAGGGCUGGCCUCCUGUGAGGAAGGAGCUCCUCUGACUCUCCAGUCUUCAUCAUGGUGCUAACCUUUUCCUGUUUUCAUCAGGCCCUUCAUGGGGCUGACUAUUGCCCCACAUGUCUUGUGCCUAGACUCUUCCUGAGUGUCACAUGCUCAGUCCUCCACCUGUGUUCCCUUGUGAGCAUUAGACAUAAUCCUCUGUGCUCUGGGGUAUAUUUAAACAGUGGUAUGUUCUAAAGUUAGGACUGACUUGUAAAUCUGGAAUGUGUAUGAUGUUAGAUCCUUAGACAUGUAACCUUUAGAUGUUUGUUUCUUAUAUUCAGUAUCUUUCUUUUCCUGAGUUUCAGAGUCAUCAGUGUUUUAUUAUGACUUUGUCAUUAUACCAUAAGCUCAUAGAUGCAUAAUUCCAAAUGAGUUAAUUUUCAUACACCUUAAGCUCUCUUUCCUGCAAAAAUUAAAGUAAGACAAAAUACGGGAAUGCCGUGUAUGAGUUGAAUAAUCAUAUGCAACUAGAUAUACAGAAUGAGCAUAGUCACUCUUCAUUGGCACAUUGCUGCCCCUUUCUGUGUGUGUGUCUUUGUAGAUACACAGGAGUUAUGAAUUAAAAACCCAGCAACCUCCCACCCAACUUUCCUGAUAUGGUCACAGUUCUCUUAGAGGACACACGAAGGAUGUGGCUUCAGUUUGUCUGAAAUCUCAGGCCUUUGUUAUGUUGAUACUAACAUUAGCCUACAAGUGUAAUUAAAAAGAAAUACUUAACGAUUCAGGGCCGUAGCCCCUGUAUUCCUUCAGUCUCCUAGGCAUUGACUGACCUUAGCUGGGCAGCCUUUGUUAGGUUGUGUCUGUUUGCCUUGUCUUUUUUCUUUCUUUGUUUUCUUUGUUUGUUUGUGGCCUGUGCUUUUGUUCCCCUGCAAACUCAGUAGACAGUGGCGGUUGGAUGUCUUCUCUUAGUGCAUGUCUGACUCAGCAGAGCUCUGGUGCAAAGAGGACAGCUUCCUUUAGAUCAGUUUGGCCUCCUUCCCAGUUCUCUUUGCUUUGACCCUGUUUGACAAGGGUGAUUCAUCAGUGAUACUGGGGAAACUGCUCAGCCUGCUCACUGGGAUUCAGUACUGCAGAGUUGGGUGGAUCUCUUACUUUACUGGGAUUUAAGUAGGCUUGUGAACGUUCCCUGCUCUUACUGUGCUGGUCACAGCGUUACUUUCAGCGGAUAUGUGGUAUGCUGUUAGCAUUGUUACUGUCGUCUUCUCAUUGAGAACAUGUCAAGUUACUUUUUUGGCAGUGCUAAGCAAAUCUUAUUCUCUCAUCUAAACCCCUUUGCAUGCAGUGGUAUGUUUGUUAGGUUGGGUGACUAUGUCCACUGCACAGUAUACAUUGGUAGAGAUCAUUCAUUGUUCUUUUAUAUACUGUAUAACUUUCCAGAAGAGAUUUGGUAUUCUUGUGUAUGUCUCACAUCCUACCCAAAGCACACUGAGUCAUAAGAAAAACAUGAUGGUUGCUAAAACCUAAAGCUACUGUAGCAGAUGUAAUUCUGUAGGUCUUGAGUCGGUAUAGAAGGCACAGGCAGAAAUAAGUAUCAGUAAAUAGACUGUCAUCCACUUAAGCAUCCAAAGAAAAAGCUCUCUAGGAUUUAAAAAGAUAUGUGAAGAUAGCCACAACAGUUAACUGAAUUAGCAAACUUACCAUUGUUAACUUUCAGUUCUAGAAGAGUCUCAGUUGAGAGCAGAAAGUAUUUUCUGAUAUGUAGCCAACAAGUAUCUUGGUGAAACAAAAUGAAUAGCAUUUGACAUUCCUUGACUUCUCAGAAUCAAUAUAUGUCAGUGAUUAUCCCUGAGACUCUGAAAUAUGAAGUGUACAAGUCAUCAAUUCCAAUAAUGAAAUAUACUAAUCUACAGAAGUAUUGAGAACUGAAGGGGCAUGUACAGUGGAAGGCAUCAUUGCUAUAAUCCUGCAGAGUAGAAAAUAGUGUUCCUUAAUCUUGCCCUGUCUUAAGUGACAUCCAUGGAGUGGUGGCGAGGACACACUAUUUAUUCCUUCUGCUGCAUGCUUCCCUCACCUCGUCCCACUUUACCCUUGCCCUCUUCAUUCCUACCCCCUUCUCACCAGUGGAUAAGGAAAUGUGCAUUUAGAUUGCAUGCCUGAAGUAUUGAGGGUGGGGCUGGUGCCCUCAUCAGUAGAAUGAAGCCUUAAAGCUGACAGACUGCUGUGGGAAGAUGAUGGAACAUUAAGAUGGAGGGCAUGACACAAGCAUCAUCUAUGUUGCGUCUGACAGGGCAUGGGACAACUCCAUUAACUCCACUAAUUAACACAAGCCAAAGAAAGUCAUGGCUGGAGUGUAUUAAGAAGGAAACAUGCUAUAAAACCAAGGUGUGCCAUGGUGGUGCCAGUCUGUGGAUGUGAUGCACAGUGUGACUUAAUGCCCUUGCAGUAGUUUAAAGCAAGCCUGAGACUUGAGAAUAAACGCUAGUCUGUGCACUUCAGGACACAGCAGAACCUGUGCUCAGACAUGAAAAUCAAGAGCACAGGAAAGCCAGUGCCGAAACUAAAUAUUAUGAAAGCUAGUGAGUAAAUAUUUCAAAGAAUGGAGAUUAUUUUGGGGAGAGCUCUUUAUGAGGCAAGAUACAGUAUGUAAUUCCUAUAUGUCAUGAUACAGGAAUUCUAAACAUAUGGCUAAAAAUAGUUACUGUCAGGCAACUAGAGCAGAGCUGUGAAGGGUUUGAAAUAGGACAUGUAGAAUACCAUUUCUGAUGGGGGCCAUGUGCUGUAAGGCUAGUUCCCAGCAAUCUUGAGGCGGAGUCCUUAGAGGCACCAGAUAGUUUGGCCUCUGGAGAAUGAAGAUGCCUGUCCUCUGAAGCCUCAAACCUGUGUGCUUUCUUUUCCUGACUGACUUAGUUGAUAAGAUGGAGCACAAACCAUUCUUAUGGUUAUUUUUUCUCUGAAGAAUGUGUCUUCAUCUUAGCUCAGGUGGUAGUCUUCAGCCAGUCAAGUCUCUCUGAGUAUUACAUGAGAGUAGACAUAGUUCUCCAAAAAUGUGAGAGGAUCCAAAUAUUACUCAGAUGGUUUUGAACCAGCAUAGAUUUUGGGAGCUGAUUGCUCACCUCAUACUCUGAAGAGAAGCUUAAUUUUCUAAAUCGGCACAUAGAAGUAUUUGUUGACAAUAUUUUUGUAAGGGCAUUUUUUGGGGGGAGGGGAAUAAAUGCUAAACCUUCUGUUUCCCAAAGUAUUACCAUAAAACUGUCUAUAAAAUGUAAAACAAUGUCAUAGUGUCCUCACCACCUGGGCCUUAGUUACACUUGCUUUGUCAAAUGCCCAUCCAUCUGUCCAGCCAUCCAGAUGAUUUUUUGAGGCAUCUAAAAUUGCAAACCUCUAUAUGCUUCCAGCUCAAUACUUCAGCAUACCUCUCACAAGCAAGGGUUCCAGACUUGCUUAUAGCUUUCUUUUGGUAUAAAAUUUACAUGCACAGAACAUUCACAUGCACUGUAUUUUCAUAAAUACACGGAGUACUAUGUAGAAGAAAACUUGCCAUUCUAGAAAGCUCUCAAAUGGCCCUUUUCCUCAAUCACUGACCCCUACAUGACAAGUGCUGCUCUUUUUCCUACUUCAAGUUAGACUGUUCUGUCUUAGAACUUAUCUAAAGUUCACACACCAAGUGCCCUCUUUGACAAGGCUUCUUCACUACCAUAAUAUUUGGGAGAUCUAUCCGUGGAGUUGGUCUCUUACUAAUUCAUCCCUAUUUUAUUGCUGAGUAUUGUAUCCCCAUUUAUAUUACCACUUUUUUUUUCCAGUUUCUUAUUGGCUAACUGGGCUGUUUGCAGGAGCAGCAGUUAUGAACAAAUCUAUAGUGAUCAUUCUUACGUACAUCUGUGUGAAUAUAGUCUUUUGUCUGCUCAUGGGUAAAUACUUAAAAUUGCUGCCUCCUAGGGGUGGGCUUUAAAAAGAAACUACCAUUCUUUUCCCCAGUGUGAUUGUCCUGUACUCUGAUUUCUAUAUUUGGAGUGUGUAAAGAGGUGUAAACUGUUUUUCUGAUUCCCAUAUUUAAAUAGUAAGAGAAGUUGGGGUAGAAAUGGUAGCACUCAUGUUUGAAUGUGGUAGUUGGCAUUUCAGGGAAGUAAAGAAGCCUGUCUGCCACAAGACAGCUCCCCGAGAGGUUCCUAAGACGUGAAAUCUUUGAAUUAGCUCCACUCUGUGAAAGGUUCCACUCUAAGCAUGCUAGUUUAGUAGCUAGAAGAAAUGGCACUAACUCAGUCAUGUGACAUUUCCCACCCACUUUCGGUAAGGAAAGUCAGAACACCUUGUGAGGGAAGUGGGGGGAUCAGAAAGAAGCGGGAAGAUAUACAAGAGCCAGUUCCUGGUGCCACAGCUUGAAAAAGACACCUGUUUGCACAAGUGCCCAGUGGUUGUCAGCAAAGCAGAAAAGAGACAGCAAGAACUACCUCACAGUUUUACACAGCGGGUCGGUAUGGUUUUGUAGACUUUCAACCUAUGAAGGACAUCGUUUCCAUCUUUUCAGGCCAGCUUUUUUGUUUCAUACUUGGGUGAGUUUUUCCUACUGUGUACUGUCCUUAUCUUCUGUUCCAUUACACAGAGUAUUCACCUGUGAAAUUAUGAUCAUACAUAUGUUUCCAGUACUCAUGUUCAAAUAUACCAGUGUGUGAUUUAUCUAGCCUUUCCUAUAGGAUUUUUAAGGGCUGGGAAAUGUGGCUUCUAUUGUAUAUCCUUAUAAUGUGCCCAAAUUGUAAAUAUGCAAUAAAAACCAUAAAAGUACAAUGGCAGCAGAUUUUGAUAUGUAUUUCUUUGCUAUAUUGUUAUUGGACAAGUUUGAUUUCUGUAAAUAAAGGUUGUUCAUAAAAUCUA
Messenger RNA from Onychomys torridus (southern grasshopper mouse), 8904 nucleotides. RefSeq names its product SEC14 and spectrin domain containing 1 (gene Sestd1). Bases 167 to 2257 code for a protein of 696 amino acids. The transcript is spliced from 19 exons. The record is from RefSeq and is a predicted model, not a curated record. NCBI's taxonomy places the organism in Eukaryota, Metazoa, Chordata, Mammalia, Rodentia, Cricetidae.